Nylanderia fulva is the source of this 8087-nucleotide messenger RNA. It is a transcript of the gene numb, whose product is annotated as NUMB endocytic adaptor protein. Lineage: Eukaryota; Metazoa; Arthropoda; Insecta; Hymenoptera; Formicidae. The record is from RefSeq and is a predicted model, not a curated record. Gene Ontology annotation, cellular component: cytoplasm.
UGUGGAGUCUUUCAGGGAGGGUAGCCGUGUAUCCGUUGUGGAACAGGCUGGCUUGUGCCCGAGAAUAUAUGCCGUCGAACAAACUCUUCUCGUACCAGAUAUCGGUGAAAGUCCGCAAUGUUGCGUCGCGUCGUUCUCCGCGGCAAAAGUGCAACGGUGCGGUUGUGUAUUCCUUUCAAAUCUGAAUUUCAUUGACAAGUGCUCGUCCAAGUUCCACGUAUUUUUUCCCCGUAAAAUGAUUACGCUGUUGAAUCAUCUACCUGUGUCGCCUGUGAGUCCCCGUCCAGAUGGCGUGUUCGUUAUUGCGUGAAAGCGUUGAGCGUUCAUUUGAAAGCCGUAGGCAUCGUCACCGCCCGUUGGAUUACCUGACAAAUUCUUCUCUACCUGAAUUAUCAAGCACUUAUUAAACGACGUGAAUAUUUUUUUUUUUUUUAUAAUAACACUCUUUCAUUGAUGUGUGUUCGGAUUUCAUCGUGCUGUGUUGUCUUCUUCGUUUUAUUCGUUUAGAUAAAUUUGAAACGGAAAGAAGUGACGAAUACAAUUUUUCCAAGAGUAUGAUUUUUCCGAAAAAUCGUCAGACGACUGGAUCCUACGAAGAGCGAAACGUACUUUCCAGUUCCGGUGGGGUCGCCGGAAGUAACUGAGCGUGACGGUGACGGGGCUAACGGAAAAACGUGGGAACUCGCAUCGCGCAGCACUCCAUUACUGCAGUUGGUCCACACUAAACGAAGUUGUGGAUAAUCGCAUUAUACACUUUGCGACAAAUGUUGCUCUAUCGCGAGAAAACUUUGAUCGCGAGCUACCAUCGUGUUUAAGUCCUACCUCGCGGUACACACGAAGACGUAGAGCGCAGCACAAAAGAGCCGUACGAAAAAAAAGAAAGAGGAAAAAAUUAACGGAAGAGAUCAACUUGUUUGUUGUUGGAACGAUGCCUCAAUUGCCUCGUCGGAAGCACUCUACAGCUAUGCAAUUAGAUGGGUAGGAAAUUGUAUCGAUUAAACUGUAAAGGAUUCACGAUAAGGGAAUUCGCAAGGGAGCGAGUCCAUAAAAUACACCGAAGUCUUCUUCCGCCGUGACCUUAUUAAUUAGCGCAUUAAGGCAACGCGAAGUCAGUUUAAUUGAAUGCGCACGCGGUAUCUCUCGAACUCCGUGAGGAAAGAUCCAAACUGCAGGAUUUAAAUGCCAGAUACUCGAAAGUUUAACGGAGUUAGUUCUAGUCUCAAAUGAGUUUCCGAUCGUCUAGAUAAAAUUUUCGUUUAUUCAGUCGAAAAAUUUGCAACGAGAAAUUCGCAUUAGAAGUAUCUUAGAAGAAGAUCACACGACACCAAUUACAAUUCAAGAAGAAUAAAAAAAACGCAAUUUGCGGGGAGCAAGAAGACUAUACGAUCGAAGUUCGCGAUGAUAGACAUAUUGAGGACGCACGCAAUCAUCGUUUAUAAAUAACAAACGGAAAAAGAUCGCGUAAGGAAGCAUCAUCACACAAGACAAAGCUAACUGCAUCGUAGCCUGGCGUGCAGUAAAAUACGCGGUUUCCCGCUGUUUGUCCACAAAGGUGUUCUGCGGUAUCUGCCUGCGAGCUGCAGGCUGAAAGGAGACAGAAGAGGCGAAGGUAUUCGGGGAGAAGAAGGACUUAGUCCCGGGACCAGAAACGAAGAGAGCCUGAUCGAAAUCCCACUCUUCUCUAGGUAGAAUCUGUGACGUCAGCCUGGAGCAAGUUGCAUGACCAGUUUGCUGGUUAAAAAAAAAAAGGCAAAAGAGGCAGAAGAAAAGGAAGAAAAAAAGAGGAAGGAGAGCGGGAGAAAUAUAGGAGGAGGCAAUAGUCUUCUCUCUCACAUUCAUCCGCGGUUGCGUUUUUACCGGUCGGUUUUACUCUGCAGCAUCUCGCGCCGCCAUGUCAUCCGCGCACCACGACAUCCAUCAGCAGCAGUAACGCGUUUUCCCCUACUUCUCUCUUCUUUCUCUCUCUAUCUGCCUUUUCGCGGCAUCCAUUCAGUGUGGCAGUUGUGCCGGACUAAAAUUACCCCCGGUCGGCUUGAUCGCUGGCGAUCUAAGCGCAAGUGAAGUGCUCGACUCCAGCGUGGAACGUUUCGGAGCCUGUCGCGACGAGGAGGCGCAUCUCUUGAUGGCGGUUUGUGAUGCAUCAAAUGUGUGAAACAGACGUCGCGUAACACCAGGGACCAGUGAUAUAAUUGUUUUGUGAUAUGAUCGAGAAGCUCUGCGCGCUCAGCAUCGAUCUUGAUGAGGUGCACGUCAUUCUGAAUGGCUUGAUGAAUAAUACAGGCAUUCGGAGUCUAUAUAGCGGAGGUGAAAGAGACCGAAAGGUCAUCCGUCGACAAAUCGAUGUAUAGACUCGCGUAAUACUUGAAUCUUUCCUCAUCAAAACCUCAUCGAAUCAUUCGGGGAUCUUGAAGAGAAACUUGGUCAAUUUUUUCUCUCUCUCUCUUUCUCUUCCAAUGUGUGAAAGAUAAACGUAAAGAUCACACUUGUAUAUCAGUGCGCAUGGAUGUCGUUGAAUGAUAGUUGGAUACUGCGAAUGGUUCACCAAAGGUACUUAAAAUCGCCAACAGUUCAUUGUAUUUGGAUACUUGACGCGAGUGAUACUGUUCAUCGUGAAAACAUCGCUGCUCGAGAGAAAUGGGAAACCACCCAUCCGCCCACCAGCCACUCGAGAGGGCUACCAGCCAUGCUGGAAAUGGUCUUCGUCUCUCGAAGCGCGAGAGAUCGCCGGGAAAAAGAAUGGAUCGGCUUCGACGGAGCUUCCGGGACAGCUUCCGUCGACGGAAAGAGUCUCACGUACCCGAGUCCAGCAAGCCCCAUCAAUGGCAAGCUGAUGAAAGUGCAGUACGUUCAGCCACGUGCGCUUUUCACGUCAAGUACCUGGGAUGCGUAGAGGUAUUCGAAUCGAGGGGUAUGCAGGUUUGCGAGGAAGCUCUUAAAGUUCUCCGAAAUUCGAGACGAAGACCGGUGCGGGCGAUACUUCAUGUAUCCGGUGACGGACUACGCGUUGUCGAGGACGAAACAAAGGGACUAAUUGUCGAUCAGACGAUUGAAAAGGUUUCAUUCUGUGCACCUGACAGAAAUCACGAGAAGGGAUUCAGUUACAUCUGCAGGGAUGGCACAACGAGACGAUGGAUGUGUCAUGGAUUUUUAGCGUUGAAAGAAUCGGGGGAAAGAUUGAGUCACGCAGUGGGUUGCGCCUUUGCUGCAUGUCUGGAAAGGAAACAGCGACGGGAUAAAGAAUGCGGAGUUACAAUGACAUUCGAUUCAAAGACUUCCACCUUUACGAGAAGCGGCAGCUUCCGGCAACCUAGUCUCACGGAACGGUUGCAGGAAUCACGCGAUCGUGCAGUAGAUGUUCCUCCAGUUAAACAGGUGUACAAUCCCUUUGCAAUCGAGAGGCCGCACGCCACUCCGUCUAUGCUAGAACGACAGGGUUCUUUUCGAGGUUUCACGCAGCUCAAUCAAGCAUCCCCAUUUAAAAGGCAGCUCAGUCUACGAGUCAAUGAUCUUCCUAGUAAUCUCGAACGCACACGUAGUCACAGUCUCGAGCCAACGGACUUGUCGCGAAUGCCGUCAGCUCUUUCGCACAUCGUACCUUUAAAGCCGCCAGAGUUCGAAGGAUAUGACGAAGUGAGUCCAAUACCAGAAAUAUCUCCCGGUGGUCAGGACAGCGUCUCUGCAAUGUGUCAGCAGCUUUCUCGAGGGCUUUCUCUGCUCUCGAGCAGCGACGACUUUGGACCAAUGCCGUCCCUUGCCGCGAGCUCCAUCGCUAAACAACUUUUCACGAGCACCAUCACUAACUCUCCUCCAGUAACGAGUAGCAGCUCAUUGGACGAGAUGAAACUGCAGAAUGGUCCCAGCAUCAAUAAUAACAACAACGAUAAUAACAAGAGCGACGAGCUCGGCGGUCUGAAUCACGUCGGGCCCAGUUGGCAAGAGUCGGCAUCCCCCGUUCUCGCGUCAAACCACAGGCUCACGCCUCUUCUUAAGACAAGCAACUUGAGUCCUGUUCUUCCAAGGACGAACGCGCCUACUCCGGUCAUUAUGAGCACACCGGCACCGUCGACAGCAAGCCCCGCUUUUAGCACAGCUUCUACGUCCUCUUUGGGAAAUACGUCUACGUCGGCUGUGAACAGAUCGCCGAUACCAAUAAGUUCGGCGAUGACACCGAAAACAAGUUCUCCCAGCGCCAGCGUAGCGUCCGUCUCCUCGGCAUUAUCCAUCUCGACAGACGUCGGCCAAGUUUCAUCGGCAACCAGUGUUCCGACAGCUUUAGUACAACCACUUUCCACGGCAGCCGGUUUGCCGAAACCAGAACAAUGGUUGGGCAGUAUAACCGGCUCGGUGCCGUCGCCGGGGUCGCAGCAGGUAGCUGCCAGUCCACGACGAGCACCUCCGCUUCACGCCAGAGCGCACUCGCUCGGGUCGGCCGCGAUGCAGGGCCAGGCUUCCAGAGGAGGACCCUCCGAUCCUUUCGACGUCGAGUGGGCAGAAAUCGCCGCCAGAAAUCUGCGGCAAUCGACCGCGACAACGAAUCCCUUCAUUAUGCCGAACGCGACCCAGGCGUUCCAAGUGCAGUUGUAGCGUCAGGAGUUCAUCAACAGCGUCGCUAAGUAUUUUCGCUCGAGCACAUAGCGGCAGUCCGCACGUUCGCGUUUCGACGUCGCGCACGAUCGAAAAUACUACACGUAAGCCGCCGUGUCCUUGGCCCGACCUCGAACACCGUCGAAUGCUGUCGCGCGCGUAAUGCCGCGGUCAAGCUUCUUCCGGUUGAAUAAUACGAGUUCUCUCUAAACAGGAGAGGACCCGGAAAAAAAAGAAGCCGGGUUCCGAAGGAGCACGACGACGAGCUUUCUCUUAUAUCGAGUCGGCAUUUAGUAGAACGACAGUAGCGCAGCGAACUUAAAAACCAGCACAAAAGAAAAAAUAUCAGCGUAAAAUACUUUAUAGAUAGAUAAGUAUACGCGCACAGCCUUAACGACCUCAGUAAAAAGUAAAAAAAUGGUACACGCAUAAACGCAUUAAAAACCAAGCAUAUAUGUUCGGGUGAUGUGACAGGGAGAUACACAAAAGUUUCAUGCACCGAAUAAUAACAGUGGCUUACAAGCUCGUCAGCCGCGAUUAUAUGGAGAAGCAAUAGACGUCGCGCGAAAUACCAACAACGGAUUUCCCGACAGUAUCGAUAAUUAUACUUCAAUGUCUGUCACGCGAUAUAUCGUAAUUGGAUAUCCCAAUUAUCUUGAGUAGAGUUAGGCUCGAACCGCGAGCGAGAUUAUCGUCGUUCUGCAUGAAAAAACGAAAUUGUACGCACCCAAGAUUAUACUGCACCCUUACCAUUUUUUUUUCUUUUUCAAGAGAGAACAAAUUACGCGUAGUGUAGUCGCUCUUCGUGAUCGUGUGUCCCGCGACCUGGAUCGCGAAAUGAUAAUCGUACCUUUCGCAGGAGGGAAACUUGCAUUUCCGGCGGGUUCACCCGGCUCAAGCAGACAAGCACGUUAGAUAGAUGUAGAGUGACAUUUCACCAUACGUGAACUGUCAUUAUGCAGGUGGAUUAACAUCCGCGUGAGGGACUGUGAUAUUGACGCGAAGUGGCCAGUACUUAAGCGAACAGGGUCGAAGAAGAAGUACUCGUGAGGAACUUGCUCAAGGUCGUCGUGCCGCGCGAUAACAGAGAGAAUAAGAGCGAUCGUGAGCUCGGGUACCGCGGACUCUAUCGUCCUGUAUAGCCGGCAGAAAACACCCAUAUAGAUUACUUAAAUAAAGAUUAGUUGUUGAAGGUUAUAGCGGAGAUAUUGUCUUACACUAUCGUCGUCUAUUAUAUAUAUAUAUACACACAUAUAUAUAUAUAUAUAUAUACACACACACACGAGCGUGUUGCAUUUAUCGUAAAGAUGGAGGAUCGCGGGAUGAUGAGAAAAUUCUCGCACGAGGACGACGCUCACGUCGAACGAUUUCCUUGAGAAUCUUAGACGGUGCUUCCGCUCUGUAAUAGGAAUAGCUGUGCGAAAAUCGUUCGUCGAGCCGAUCCUCGAAAAAAAGGUGCGAGUUCAUAUCUGACGAUCUGAUUGCAAUCGAGUGCAAGAAGAUUUUCCUCAGACCCGUAUAGUAAUAAUUGAUAGCGUCCCGCGAGAUAUCAGUAUUGCGCCUCUAGCAGCUUUCUGUCUUUCAAGUUAACGGCUGCACUUUCGGUUUUUCGAAACGGAUCGAGGGUAAAAGUCGAGGAAGGCCAAGGGAGAUAAUCACAAGAGGGAUAAUUGAGGCGCGUAUGUGUGUAGUUAUGCAUUGUACAUAGAUUAAUUAUUUAAAGUAUGACACGACAGUGUAUAGGAAAAGGAGGAAGAACGUAUGAAAAAGUUGCAAAGAAAGAACGUUAAUGGAAUCAUUCAUUAAACCGGCGACUCAGCAAUGAGACGAGAAAAAUUCUUCCUAGAUGAAAUUUAAUCGAUGUGUAAUAAUAUCUUAUAAAUAUGAUUUUAGGUGAUUAUAUUGAAGAGGAGACAUAGCACACAUAAUAUUUGCGCGAUCAUAUGAUAAAUCUGCGACUUAUAAUUUAUUUACGAGUUCGAUUAUAGCUCCUCCUAAUUCUUGCGUUAUUUUUAAGAAUAGCAGAUUUUGUCACACAUUCGCAGUCAUUCUGAUAAAUAUGUACGUAUAUGUACAAUAUUAUACAUGUAGACAUUCUUGCAAUACUCCACACCGAGAUACUUACGCAACAUAAGUUUUUGAUCGCGCGAUUUAAUUUCGAUGUCGCAUUAAAGUCGCGUCUCAAAUCGUAUCUAAUGUAAUUUAUUUAUUUAGCCACGCUGUGAACGUGAAGCGUACCUACAUAUAUAUAUCGAUAUUCUUCCACACGGCGAGUAUUGUUUAAGAAGUAUUAUCGCUUCAUUUGCCUAAUAGAUCUUAAUCAGAAAAUUGAUUUAGAAAGAAAUUGUUAAUUGGCGAUUAUGAAUGCGAAGGAUACAUCCAUCUAUGUCUGCGAGAGAAAUUUUUGCCGUCACCGUUGCGAGUUGUUCGGCGAAAAUGGACUUGGUUUUUUCGAACCACCUUCCGUCCGUCCCGAAAAUCAAAAGGUAAAAAAAAAGAGAUAACAAAAUUAAAAGCGCGAUGAAAAUUUAAACAAACACUGUAAAGUAGGCAGCAGGGAACGAUUGAGUACUUAUUGCGGUACUUAUGCGAGAGAAUAUCGGUUAAUCAAUGUACUUAAAUAUUAAUGCACGUAGAGAGAUCGUUGCUGGCGAAAUCGCUAAUCGACGCACGUCGUCGACGUCUUCGUCUUUAUUCGUUCUUUUCGUAUUUUUCUCUCGUUUUUUUAUUAUCUUUGAAAUUGAAAAAUUUCUUCCGUUACUUCGUUUUUGUGUCCUCGAGAAGGAGAGAGAGAAAAAGAACGAGAAAAAAUGUGUACAUAACGCAGGAUAGUGAUUCGUUAUAACUUUAUCACAUUUACGUACUUACUGUUUUCUUUUUCCUUUUACGUUUCUUGGUCGAUGUACGCGCUAACUCACAUUUGACUAGGAUCGAAAAGGAGCGAUAGCAGCGUCUUGGCUGAUGUUACAUCCGCUUUUACAACGCUUUUGCGACGUAUCCGGGCGUAUAUUUGAUGCUUCUUUACUUUUGUCGUCAUUUUUCAUCAAAAAGUAAAUCUCGUUUGUUUGUGACUAUUCUUUUUAUCGCGCCCGGAAAAGCGCGAGGAUUAGCCAGGACGCGUUCCGGUGUCUCGUUCGACUGAAACAGACAAGUGCAUUUAAAAAAUAUAUAUAUAACAGUGACACACACAUAAAAAUAUAUAUAAAUACAGACAGUUUUACACACAUACAGAACUACUUACCUAGAGAAGGAGACGCCGGGACAAGAGUAUAGGCGAAUAGAUGCACCGCGUGCCAAAUUCAAAAGUGCAACCGCGUUGCCUGCCAAUUGGUACAUCGCGCACGCUUCCGUGGUUGUGUUGUACAUAGUGUCGCCGGUCGAUUCCUGGAUCAACGUACGACUUAAUGCGUGUAUAUUUCGUAAAGGUAUCCUUGUUCAUUUUACAUUGUAUCUGCCACUGUAAAAAUACGAUUUAUUAUAUAAUAUCUGUUGUGAUUAUGAAA